Messenger RNA from Lodderomyces margitis, 1455 nucleotides. RefSeq lists its product as uncharacterized. Gene Ontology annotation, cellular component: vacuolar membrane. The transcript has a single exon. Gene Ontology annotation, biological process: amino acid transmembrane transport. NCBI's taxonomy places the organism in Eukaryota, Fungi, Ascomycota, Pichiomycetes, Serinales, Debaryomycetaceae. Gene Ontology annotation, molecular function: amino acid transmembrane transporter activity. Bases 1 to 1455 code for a protein of 484 amino acids. The record is from RefSeq and is a predicted model, not a curated record.
AUGUCUUUAUCUCCCAAAGGCUCUGCCCAUUCCAAGACGGAGGUGGAAGAGAACUCCGAUAUUUCAUCGUUUGACCCCGAAUCCUUUUUGAAAAAGGAGAUUGAAGAAGAGAGUGAACAUUCGAUAAAUUACCGUAAUUGUUCAUGGCAAAAAACCGCCGGGCUUUUGUUUAGUGAAUAUAUUUGUCUUGCUAUUAUGUCGUUCCCUUGGUCAUAUUCGGUGUUGGGUUUAGGUCUAGGCUUGAUCGUCACUGUCAUUGUGUCAUUGUUGUGUUUAUACACUGGCUUAAUUAUCAGCGAUUACUGUGCUGCCUACCCCCAUUUGACCAAUGUUUGUGAUAUUGGACAACACUUGAUAUUCGGGAAGAGGUGGGUUUGGUACGCCACUGCAGUUGCUUUUUUACUCAACAACACUUUAAUUCAGGCGUUACAUGUGUUGGUUGGUGCCAAGUACUGGAAUACAAUUAGUGAUAACACCACCAUUUGUUCAGUGGUGUUUGGAGUGGUUACAGCAAUAAUUUGUUUUUUGCUUUCUUUACCAAGAACAUUUAGUCACUUAUCUGGUGUUGGCUACUUUUCAGCCAUAACUAUGUUUAUUGCCGUCGUCCUUGCCAUGAUCUUUGCUGGAGUUCAAAGUCACCCCAACAAGUAUGAUCCAGCCACUCCAGUUGUAUGGCAUGCAUGGCCACAAAAGGGUGAGAAUUACGUCAACAUCAUGUCAGCAGUCUUGAACAUUGUUUAUACAUUUGUGGGGCAAAUCACAUACCCAUCAUUCAUUUCCCAGAUGAAACAACCUAGAGAUUUCCGUAAGGCUUUGGUUGUGGUCACAAUUUGUGAAUUAAUCACUUUUGCUUUGGCUGGUUCCAUUAUUUACGUAUACGUUGGAAAUGCAUAUAUGGUUGCACCGGCAUUUGGUGCAUUGACUGCUAAUUUCAAAAAGAUUUCGUUUAGUUUUGCCUUGCCAACCGUUUUGUUCCUUGGGUCGUUGUACAGUAAUGUCUCCUCCCAGUUUUUGUUUCAACAGAUUUUCAACAAGGCAAGUGUACACAGAAACGAAAAUACUGUAUUGGGAUGGGGUGUAUGGGCUGGUCUCAACGGUGGAUUAUGGGCUAUUGCCUUUGUUAUCGCUGAAGUGAUUCCAUUCUUUAGCGAUUUAUUGAGUUUGAUGUCGUCGCUUUUCGAUUGUUUCUUUGGGUUCAUCUUUUGGGCGUUGGCAUACUUCAAAUUGAGGAAAUUGUACUACUAUAAACAGGAAGGUAUACGUAUAAAUUUGGUUGAGUUGUUUACGAGAUCAAGCUUUAUACAAAAGGGAGAAUAUGUGCUAAAUGCUAUAAUAUUUGCAUUGGGAUUUUACAUUUUAGGUCCCGGAUUGUAUGCCACUAUUCAAAGUAUCAUAUGGUCUUACGAAGAAAGUUUGUAUGGUAAGCCAUUUUCGUGUGUAAGUAACGGUUUGUAA